Messenger RNA from Lindgomyces ingoldianus, 2042 nucleotides. Its product is annotated as DUF1446-domain-containing protein. The record is from RefSeq and is a predicted model, not a curated record. Bases 102 to 2021 code for a protein of 639 amino acids. Lineage: Eukaryota; Fungi; Ascomycota; Dothideomycetes; Pleosporales; Lindgomycetaceae. The transcript has 3 exons.
CCGCCGUUCCGACUUUGCGAGUGCUAUGAUCCCAAAGGAUCCGCCCUUCAUCAUGUCUCCAACCCUCCUCACCUCCCGCAUUCUCUUUCACCGCUGUCCUAAUGGCAUCCUCUCCUAACUGUGAGCCGAGCGUUGCUCAAUCCGUACGACGCCCCAUCCGCAUCGGGGGCGCCAGUGGCGGAUUUACGGACCGUGUAGCUGCUAUUUCACGACUUGCGUCUGAUCCAUCCGUCGACGCCAUUGUCGGAGAUUGGCUGUCUGAAAACGUAAUGACAGGCUACGGAGCCGGGAAAGCUAAACACCUACAACACGAACGCGAACGUGGAUCGCCGUUUUCAUUUGAAGAGAAAGUACAGAGUGCGAAUUUCGCGGGUACUUUUUUGCAAUGCUUUGAGCCUGCUAUUGCAGACCUUAAACGGAAUGAAGCAAAAUUGGUAGUGAAUGCAGGGGCGAAUGAUACGGAAUUACUUGCUGAGGUGGUGCGGAAGAUGUGUUUAGAACGGGAUUCCUGGGAGGCGAAAGUAGCGUGGGUUGAGGGCGAUGAGGUUACAGGACAGUUUAUGGAGCUGGUGAAGAAGGGACAGGAAUUUCUGAACUUGUGCGAUGGGAGGACGUUAGAGGAGUGGGGGUUUGAGCCUAUUUGCGCACAGGCAUAUCUGGGGAGUUUAGGGAUUACAGAGGCAUUGAGGCAAGGGGCGGAUAUCGUGAUUUGUGGGAGAGUAAGUGAUGCGGCGCCGACGAUUGGUUUGAGUGCUUGGUGGCAUGGUUGGAGGGCUGAUAUGUGGGAUCGGCUUGCUGGGGCGUUGGUGGCAGGGCAUUUGAUUGAGUGUAGUGCAUUUAUUACGGGUGGGUAUUACAGUAGGUUUAAAGAUCUUAUGAGAGAGAAGAAGCAUCUUAAUCUAGGGUUUCCGAUUGCGGAGGUGGAAGACACGGGAGAAUGUGUUAUUACGAAGGAGAAGGAUACAGGAGGCAUUGUCAACACCGAAACCGUGACUUCCCAGCUCGUCUACGAAAUCUCAGGUCCAUUAUACUUUAACUCCGACGUCGUUGCCAAUCUCGAGGACGUUUGCGCUGAACAACUCUCUCCUGAUCGUGUACGAGUCUCUGGUAUCACUGGCACACCGCCACCUCCUACGACUCGUGUGGGCAUAACCGCUCACGGAGGCUUCCAAGCAGAAUGGCAUUUCUAUCUUGUAGGCCUCGAUAUGGAAGAGAAGGUUCAGUGGAUGGAGGAGCAGGCUCGAUAUGCGAUUGGGGAGGACCUGAUUAAGCAAUUUACGUUGUUGAAGUUUCAGCUCAGCGGAUACACGGGCUUAAGUAAUGAAGCCAGUCAGGAUCGGAGUACCGCGGAUUUUAGGAUUUUUGCGCAGGCAAAAAGGAAGGAGUUGUUUGAUGGGAGUAAACCAGACGGGUUUGCGAGGAGGCUCUAUGAGACGGUUUUGCAGAGCUGUCCGGGCGUCUCACGAAGCAACGACCUCAGGCAAUCCCUCCCGAAACCAUACUUCGAAUACUUCGUUACCUUAAUCCCCCAAUCAGUUUGCACCCACCGCACCCACUUCUUCUUCUCCAACCUUCCCCCAAUACCCAUCCCUUCUCCCCCAACCACCCGCAUCUACCCACCCCAAACCUCCUACGAGACUGCCUCCCCCACCCCCCUCCUCUCCUUCGGCCUUACAACUCUCGCCCCCCUCGGCUCCAUCACGCUCGCCCGUUCCGGUGACAAAGCCUCCGACGCCAACGUCGGGUUUUUCGUCCGCCAUCCCGACGAAUGGGAUUGGCUGCGAUCCUUCCUAACGGUUGAGAAGCUGAAGGAGUUGUUAGGGAGUGAUUGGAGUGGGGGAAGGAUUGAUAGGUUUGAGAUGCGGGGACUGAGGGUGGUCCAUUUUUUGCUCAAGAAUCAUUUGGAUCGGGGAUAUAAUUCUACGGGCGGGUUGGAUACGUUGGCGAAGAAUUUGGGGGAAUUUUUGAGGGGAAGGAGUGUGGACGUGCCGGUGAGGUUUUUGGAGAGGGGUUGGGUUUAGGGCAGUGUUAGGCAAAUGGAC